CAGAAGAGAAAACCCUUUUACAAAAGCAAAAAAAAAAAAAAAAGACAAACAAAGAAACAGGAGAAAACGCAGAAACAAAGGAAAACGGAAGAAAAUGGGUGCUUCUCAAUCAGUCUCUGAGAAGUCCAUUCAUGAAUUCGUGGUCAAGGAUGCCAGAGGGCAAGAUGUAGACCUAAGCAUAUACAGGGGAAAGGUUCUUCUUGUGGUCAAUGUUGCUUCCAAAUGUGGUUACACAGAUUCAAAUUAUACCCAGCUGACGGAGCUUUACAGCAAGUACAAGGACAAAGGAUUUGAGAUCUUGGCUUUUCCAUGUAAUCAGUUUUUGAAUCAGGAACCUGGAUCGAGCCAGGAGGCACAGGAAUUUGCCUGUACAAGAUUCAAAGCUGAGUAUCCAAUAUUCCAAAAGGUAAGUGUGAAUGGCCCUGAUACGGCACCCGUCUAUAAGUUCCUUAAAGCCAGUAAAACUGGAUUUUUGGGGUCCAGAAUAAAGUGGAAUUUCACCAAGUUCUUAGUUGACAAAGAAGGUCGUGCCAUCAAACGCUAUGGCACGACGACUACGCCCCUGGCAAUUGAGGCAGAUAUAAAGGAAGUACUGGGAGAGGUUUGAGUGAGGUUAUAGUGAAUUUGGAUCAAGCUUAGUCCCUUCAACUAGAGACAUUAUUAAGCAAAUAUCGUGUUGCAAUGUCUUCAGAUUUCGAAAUUGUAUAAUCUUAUCUUUAUUUGGGUUGACACUUGACAGAAGAUGGCUAUAUUUAUACAUUGAGACUGAUUAUGUAUGGACUUUCUGGUUGGGUCA
Momordica charantia (bitter melon) is the source of this 796-nucleotide messenger RNA. Its product is annotated as putative glutathione peroxidase 5. Lineage: Eukaryota; Viridiplantae; Streptophyta; Magnoliopsida; Cucurbitales; Cucurbitaceae. Gene Ontology annotation, molecular function: peroxidase activity. Gene Ontology annotation, cellular component: cytosol. The record is from RefSeq and is a predicted model, not a curated record. Gene Ontology annotation, biological process: response to oxidative stress.